This is a messenger RNA of Aedes albopictus (Asian tiger mosquito), 2339 nucleotides long. Its product is annotated as zinc finger and SCAN domain-containing protein 22-like. Gene Ontology annotation, cellular component: nucleus. Gene Ontology annotation, molecular function: DNA-binding transcription factor activity, RNA polymerase II-specific; RNA polymerase II cis-regulatory region sequence-specific DNA binding. NCBI's taxonomy places the organism in Eukaryota, Metazoa, Arthropoda, Insecta, Diptera, Culicidae. Bases 158 to 2281 code for a protein of 707 amino acids. Gene Ontology annotation, biological process: regulation of transcription by RNA polymerase II. The transcript has 4 exons. The record is from RefSeq and is a predicted model, not a curated record.
AGCCCUGUUUACUUUUUGCCCAAUUUCAUUAACUAAAAAUCGCCUUUGCUGUGAAUUUUAUUGAUAGGUAUACAACAAAAUAAGGAAAUAAGGAAAAGGAACUCAAAUUAAAUAUCAAAACAGGAAGUUUAAUUGUAAUCAGUGGAACCUAGCACACAUGGAUAUUUCAGGUAUCAAAACGGAACCGCUGCAACCGGUCGAGAUUGACCAAAAUCUGCUAGAUGAUUUGUUAGCUUACAAGUCCAAACCAAGCAAACCGAAGCCGAUCAAAGCUGGUUUUGUUUGCGCACUCUGCCUGCGCCGUUGCCCUCCGAAAUCGGUAGUAAAAUUUGCCUCAUGUACAAACUCCAAAGCCGUUGAUCCAACGGAGGCAAAGCAAAAACUGCGCCAUGCGCUUGGGCUGGAAUUGGAGGUGGAAAAGCACACCACCUGUCUGACGUGCUGGAGGCUGGUUAAGCUGAUAGGAGACUUUAAGCUGUGCUGCCGGAAGGCUAUCGGCAAACUGGAAGCGGUCCCAACUGGACUGGACAGUCGGCGAGAGGAUGAUGCAUGGAUGUCCGAGGCCACGCUGGACUGGAUCGUGCACAACUGUAAGGUCAUCUGGAAGCAGAUUGAGCUCAUAGAUGCGCAGGCGGGUGCUUCGUACGGGGAAACGGUGGAAUGCGUUCCUGAGAGAUUAGCCGUGCCAAUGGAACAGAUUUUUAUCGUUCCUGACGUAAUGGCGAAGGAGUACCAAACGGAUGACGUCGUGAUGAGAGAAGGUGACGGUAGACAGAUUUCAAAAGUACCUGAUCUGUUGAAAAGGCUCCCCAAGGAUCUGGUAAUAAAAAGGACCACAUCUCAUCCUUCUGAAAAGAUUGACCUCGUCUCGUCGAUAGUAGACAUAAAAAAUGAAGUUCUGGAGUCGGAGCAAGAGUACGGUCAAGAUGAAAUGAUGGACGACGAAGGGAACAAUUUCGUGGACGAAGACAUAUCGGAGGAAAAAGUGAUAAUGAGCAGCAAAACCACCAAACGAAAGAGCCGAGAUCAAAUGCACGGAAGCCUCGAAGACAUCCUGAAUAUUAUGAACACUUCCAAAUUCAUUGCGGACGAUGAAGCAGCAGUGCUGGAUUUUUUGGCAACGAAAACAGGAUCAACUACAGCAGUUUUGAAAACAGAUAUUCCAGUAAGAAACAAAUCUAGCCGAUCUAAACAGAAAGCGAAAGUAGUUAAAACUGUUCGUGGAAAGGCGGAGAAAAUGAAAAAGCCUGCCAUAGCAGCAAAAGGUAAAUCAGGCGAAGUUGUUACUUGCGUCAAAAGUGGAAAAGAAAUGCUGCAUUUCCUGACAACAAAGCCGGAAACAUCCAAAAACUUCACCAAAAGAGGCGUACUGAACAAAGAGCAUCAAGUGCAGGUCAAAAAUCUGUACGAAGUGCUGGAUGUUCUAAGCACCACUAAAAUCAGUUCCGAGGAUCAAGUGGUUGCGCUGGAUCUUUUGGCUACAAAGGCCAAAAUAGCGAAUCCCAGGAAAAAGGAACCACCGAAAAUAAGACCAGCGGUGGUAAAUGAACUGUCGGAUGCCGCUCUCGAUGAGUACAUGGCCAGUGUGGAUGAAAAAAUUGUCAACACGAGCAGGAAAAAGUCCACGGCGGCUGAAGAGGCCUUGCUCCUGGAAGUGGACCACUACAAAGUCACCAUCUGCACGUGCGACAUCUGUGGAAGGAAUUUCGACGGCCAGCACGCUGUGAACGUGCACAAAAUGCGCUGCAAGCCGGAAUGUCCGGCCAACGAGAAGUACGUCAGCUGUCCGAUCUGCACGGCCACCUUCCUGGACAACUCCGGUCUGACCUUCCACAUCAACCGGCACAAAGGCAUCCGGCCGUACAAGUGCCGCAAGUUUUGCGACAGUACCUUCUUCAGUAACUUCACUCGCAUGAAGCACGAGCGAAACUUCUGCGAACGGGAAGGUCGCAUCUGCUCCAUCUGUGGAAUGCAGCUUAAGAACGAGGGCAGGCUUACGGCGCAUCUGAAAACCGUGCACGGUGAAGCGAAGUUCGAAUGCUCAGUAUGCGGCAUGAAGUUCCGAUGCAAGAGAAAUUUCAACGAUCACAAAAUGGUGCACACGGACGAGCGGAAGUACGCUUGUCCGCAGUGCGAUAAAACGUUCAAACGGAAAAGGUCGCUCAAAGUGCACAAGCGUAUCCACACGAAUCAGUUGCCCUAUGGGUGCCAUCUGUGCGAGCAAACGUUCAACUAUAAGGUAAGUCUGCACAGCCACAUCGAGCGGCAGCACGGGCCGUAAUGGAAAGGUAAGUCAUGGCAAUCAACUUGUAAUAAAUUUGUUGAUUUAUUUCGUGAAA